Messenger RNA from Dermacentor albipictus, 2158 nucleotides. It is a transcript of the gene Dpck, whose product is annotated as Dephospho-CoA kinase. The record is from RefSeq and is a predicted model, not a curated record. NCBI's taxonomy places the organism in Eukaryota, Metazoa, Arthropoda, Arachnida, Ixodida, Ixodidae. Gene Ontology annotation, molecular function: ATP binding; dephospho-CoA kinase activity. Gene Ontology annotation, biological process: coenzyme A biosynthetic process.
UAUGCGGGUUACAGCACAAUCUGCCGAGGCCGCCGUGUCUGCUCCGCGAGGCACGAGAUGAUGCAGUACGAUAAAGUGGUCGGAGCUCGUUGAGAUUCCGCCCGCUUUUGUGCGCGUCGUCGUACGAUAUUCUCCGGGGCUUUCAUUUGUAGAUAAGCGUAAACUCGUUUCCUAUCUUUUUUCGCAAUUUACCAGUUUACACUGCCAUUAAUUACUUGCCCUUUCACCGCUCUGACAGCUGUUUCCCAUUACCUACCAGUGCUUGUUUUUAUGAACAGGGCGCAAACAAGUGCACGCAGUAAACAAGCGCGCAAUCCGUUCUUCCAGAGGCUAAAAUUAGAGCAUUCGGAAGUUGGAGAACGGCCUGUGCUCUUGCAAAACUGCUUUUGUCUCUCUUUCAAGAAAGUGAUGGAAGUGAGAAACGAGCGUAACACGGCGUUGUAGAUAGGCUGCUCUCGCAUUUUUCCACUCUGCAUGCUGGUUCGUUCUUGCAGUCUGCUGCAUGUCGGACAGAAUUCUUACCGCAGGAACCCCUGUCUUUUUUGUCUGCCAAGGUCCGUCUGUGACUGCCACAGGAGAGCCAACCUGGUCAACCCUCAACACGAUCUACAUGAUGCAGUCACGAUACAGUUCGGCAUGAUAUCCAGUGAUAUCAGCGAGAAACGAAACUGAGCCGAACGAGUUGUAAUCUCACUUGCGCGCCAAUCCAAUCCAAGUAGCCGGUGCUUUCUACUCGGCCCCUUCGCCCCCUUCUCGACCAUGCUAAUAUGUGUACUCACGGUUUUCCCGUUCUCGUUUCGCCACUUUACAUUUCACGCUUUUUCCUGCAACCUAUUUCCUCCGUUGAGGCAAGCUUGCGGGAUCUGGAGGCUAUUCUAGCCGAGGUUUUAUUGCGCCGUCGGACCGCUAACGGUGCGGAUUCGUUCCUCGGUUCUGUUCCCGUAGCAGGUGCUCGCCGAAAGCGAUGUUUCUAAUCGGACUGACCGGCGGCAUCGCGUCCGGUAAGAGCACGGUCGCCAGCAUCUUGCUUUCGCUCGGAAUCGAUGUCAUAGACGCUGACAAGAUCGCCCGCGAUGUCGUCGAGCCGGGAAGGCCCGCCUGGGAGCAGAUUCGUCGGGAGUUCGGCUCGGAGGUGCUGCUAAGCGAUGGCCAGCUCAACCGUCCCGCACUGGGCCGCAUCGUGUUCGGCGACCACGAGAAGAGGCGCAAGCUAAACAGGAUCACGCAUCCAGAGAUACACAAGGAAAUGGCCUUCCAAAGCCUCAAGCUGUUCCUCAGGGGCCGCCAGUUCGUCGUGGUCGACGUGCCGCUGCUGUACGAGACGAAGACGAUGUUGCGCUUCGUGCACAAGGUGAUCGUCGUGAAGUGCACGCCCGCGCAGCAGAUCGAGCGGCUAAUGCUGAGAAACGGCUUCACCGAAGAAGAGGCGAGGAAGCGCAUCGAGUCUCAACUGCCCUUGGAGCAGAAGUGCGGUCUAGCCGAUUUCGUCAUUGACAACACCGGGGACCCGGACAGCGUGCGCGCUCAGGUCGAAGACAUCGUUCGCCAGCUCAAGGGCUCGUGGGCCCACUGGAAGGUGCGCGGUACCGUGCUGGUGGCUCUGCUGGGGCUAUUGCUAAGUGUCAUGUGGUUGAUAGCUCGCGUCUCUAGUGCGUUUUAACUUGUACCAAAAAGAAGGCCACGUACGUAGGCCCUCCAUCGAGUGCACCGCAACGUGCUUUUCGGAAGCUCUCAUAUCCCUCCGUAUCUGACUGGAGUAGCUGUUAGGCCGCAUUACAUGGUGCCGUGACACUCCUCCAAAGCUGUGGAAACCGAGGGCAAGGUUACAAUUCUCUUUUCAAGGCAUUGCAAUGCUGGGCAUUAAAUGCCAGCCACAUUGCAUGGCCAGAUAAAAGAUGGCUUGCGAACUUUUGAAGAGAACUGUGCCUGUUAAUGGCUGACAUUGCAAGCUGUAAACAUUAACAAAAUGCUGAAAGCAUCACCUAUGCAUAGACUCGAUCCCAUGCUCAUGUCAUGCUAAUAUAACGAUGGUUUUAAAUAAUAUAUUUUAAUACUGGUGCAAGGUGCAUAUACACAGGGUUUUAUAGAAGAAUCAUUAUUUUUAUGUUCAUGUAUGAAUUGCAAGACAAAGUGAUAAAGAGAUUAACUGUGAUGCCAA